UGGGCCACGAGCAGUACUCGCCAAGUUUGCUGUGAGAAGUGAUCAAAGGUAGUGGACACCUGCGUAUCGCACCGUGUAGAUGUAGGUGAAGACAAGUUUGACAGACCAGCUGGAGAUAAUGUGUGUGGUCCCAGCAGAGUUUGUUGUUCUUGUUUGACAAGGGAGGACCUGUGAGCCAACCUGUCCCAGAACCUUGUAACAAAAACACAGCUACAGUAUGUCGAAGUGGCUGAAUGAUGGGGAAGUGCUGGAAGGUGAGGGCAGCGGCGAGGCUCUACCGGUAAGCCCGCAACCUCAGAGACUAUCAGCUGGGAGCCCCCGACUGAGCAGGGGCCGCAGCCCACUAGGUUCACCCAUGCCUAGAAAUGCGGCAGCAGCAAGCCUGCAGGCAGAGACCAUGGGGAAGGCCAAGCAGCUGUUUGUGUUAUGCGACAAAGAGGGCAAAGGCUUCAUCACAAAGCGAGACAUGCAGAGGCUACAGAUGGAGUUGCCUCUGUCACCGGAACAACUGGAGACCGUGUUUGAGAGUCUGGACCGUGAGCGCAAUGGCUUCCUUACACCACUCGAGUUCAGCACAGGACUUGGUGAGCUGAUGGGGCAGAAAGACACACCUGAGCAGAGCCAAGAGCUUGCAGACAAAGGCACAGACCAGGUAGACUGGUCGGAGGAUACAGCUACAAUAAGACUUACCGACAUACUGAAUCAGCUCGGUGCUGACAAAAUGUCCGACAGUAAGCAGGAAUUGUGUUCUCUGUGGUGUGAGCUUCAGAGAGACCGACCAGAGCUGCUCAGGCUCCUGGAAGGCAUCCUGCUACACGCCGUCACACAUUUGCAGGAUUCCAUCAGAGAGAGAGACAGCCUUGAACAAGCUUUGCGCAGACGGGAGAGUGAACAUGAUCAGAUUGUUCGGUCUAUAUAUGAGGAAAUGGAAACCCAAAUCCGAGAGGAACGAGAGAAACGCCUGGCUCAGGAGAGCAUCAGACAGAAGCAGCGAGGGAUACAGGUUGAGGAGGAGUUGAAGAUGCGUGACCAAGAGUUGGAGAUAACCUUGAUCAGACAGAAAGAGCUGGAGAGCAGAAUGCAGCAGCUGAUCUGCGAGCAGGCAACCAUCAGGGAACAGAACCAAGAGCUGCACACCCUCAACGUUCAGCUGCAAGAGCAAGCGGAGAGUAGCCGGGAGCAGCUGCAGGCUGCUAUGGUUCAGCUGGCCCAGCUACAGCUAAGCGCUGCCCAGGAGCAAGUGGCCAGACAGCAAAAUGUUCUCAAAGUGUCAAGAAACCUGCAGAAAGAGAAGGAUAGUCUCCUGAGACAACUUGGCUUGUUGAGGGAUAUGAAUAAAAGACUGCAAGAUGAGAAAGAUGCCCAGCUGACCAAGAAGAGGAGGCCAAAUAUGGAAGAAAAUUUGGGGAAGAGAGGGUCAGUCCUAGGGCACUACUUGCUCCGAGACACUGUAGUGAAAAGCUCGCGUGACGAGCAGGAACGGGCCACAGAGAAAAAAGUGAUCAAUUCAAAGGCAUCAGAUAGAGUCAGUUGUGAGAGAGUUGGCCAGAGCAGACUUGUGAGUCCUCAGCAUGUGUUCAAAGUGGUCUUCCUGGGUAAUUCGGGGGUGGGUAAGAGCUCCCUCAUCCAGCACUACUGCACAGGACAUUUCUGCAGCCCCAUGAGCGCUACUGCCGGCGUCGAUUUCCAGAUGAGGACCAUUACCCUGGGCUCCACCUCCAUCACCCUGCAGCUGUGGGACACUGCCGGUCAGGAGAGGUUUCGAUGCAUCACUGAGCAGUACUACCGCAAGGCUGACGCCAUCCUGGUGGUGUAUGACAUCACCUGCUCGGCCUCCUUCACCGCUGUGAGAGAGUGGAUGGACGUUGUGGAGGAGAAGAUGUGCGACGGCGCAACGCUGAUGCUGCUCGGAAACAAGCUGGACCUGGCCGAUAGUCACCACAGAAAAGUGGAAAGGAGAGAUGGACACAAGUUGGCAGAGCAGCACCAGGCCUCAUUUUACGAGUGCAGUGCCAAAACUGGAGCAAACAUGGAGGAGCUGAUGACUCAUAUGGCUGAGAAGUUAGUUGCCCAGCUCGAUCGACAAUGUGAAGACACACUUUCCCUCACAGAGUGUGCCGCACGAAGAAGUUGCUGUGCGUAAUUGGAAAAAACGCGAAUGUUUGAAAAGGAUUAGAGCUGCCAGGUUCGGCGUCUACCAUUUGUUCAGUUUUCAGAGGUCAAUCUUCUUGCAGUACAGACACAGUGUGUCGUCUUCCGUUUACUGAAAGUCAUGUUUACUGUCAAGUUUGUAUGCUUUUACAAUGCUUUGAUUCUGUUAAAUAUAGUUGUGUUGACCCCA
Molecule: messenger RNA, 2341 nt
Organism: Hippocampus comes (tiger tail seahorse)
Lineage: Eukaryota; Metazoa; Chordata; Actinopteri; Syngnathiformes; Syngnathidae
Gene: cracr2b
Product: calcium release activated channel regulator 2B
Exons: 19
Coding region: 218-2143 (641 amino acids)
Molecular function (GO): GTP binding; GTPase activity; calcium ion binding
Source: RefSeq, a predicted model, not a curated record